This is a messenger RNA of Branchiostoma belcheri (Belcher's lancelet), 1240 nucleotides long. RefSeq names its product gastrula zinc finger protein XlCGF57.1-like. The coding region runs from base 75 to 1217 and encodes 380 amino acids. The record is from RefSeq and is a predicted model, not a curated record. Gene Ontology annotation, biological process: regulation of transcription by RNA polymerase II. The transcript is spliced from 3 exons. Gene Ontology annotation, molecular function: RNA polymerase II transcription regulatory region sequence-specific DNA binding; DNA-binding transcription factor activity, RNA polymerase II-specific. Lineage: Eukaryota; Metazoa; Chordata; Leptocardii; Amphioxiformes; Branchiostomatidae. Gene Ontology annotation, cellular component: nucleus.
CGCUGCAGAGAACGCACCACCAACGCACCAGCAGGAUUCUGAGGUUUAAAGUCAACGCUGGAAGCAGGUCAGACAUGGCAGAGACAAGCAAUGGGUCUCCAACCGCAGUUCCCCAGGACCUCUGUGAUGGGUCUCACACUGCAGUUCGCCAGGACCUCUGUGAGGAGUCUCACACUGCAGUUCCCCAGAACCUCUGUGAAGGGUCUCCUGCUGCAGUUCCUCAAAACCUCUGUGAAGGGUCUCCCACUGCAGUUCCCCAGGACCUUUGUGAAGGGUCUCCUGUUGGAGUUUUAUGGGACAGAUAUGCCAGUAAUGUUGAAGACCAGCCUACAGAAAAUCAGCCAGAAACACAUGCUGGUGAGAAAACCUACAUUUGUGGAGAGUGUGGCUACAGUACAGCUCGAAAGUCUCACUUAUCUGCACAUAUGAGAACCCAUACUGGUGAGAAACCCUACAAGUGCGAGGACUGCGGGUACAGGACAGCUCAAAAGUCUAAUUUAACCCAACACAUGAGAACCCAUACAGGUGAAAAACCUUACAAGUGUGACCAGUGUGACUAUUCUGCUGCACUGAAAUCUGCAUUGGAAUAUCACCAUCUAACCAAGCACACUGGUGAGAAACCCUACAUGUGUGGGGUGUGUGGGUACAGGACAGCUCGAAAGUCUCAUUUCUCCCAACAUAUGAGAAUUCAUACUGGUGAGAAACCCUACAAGUGUGGCCAGUGUGAUUUUUCUACUGCAAAGAAAUCCACUUUGGACCAACACCAUCUAGCAAAACACACUGAUGAGAAACCCUACAUGUGUUGGGAGUGUGGAUACAGGACUGCUGGCAGAUCAAGCUUAUACAAACAUACGAGAACUCAUACUGGUGAAAAACCUUUCAACUGUGACCAGUGUGAUUAUUCUGCUGCACGGAAACACUCUUUGGACGUACACCGUUUAGCAAAACACACUAAUGAGAAACCCUACAUGUGUGGGGAGUGCGGGUACAGGGCAAAUCAGAAGUCUCACUUAACCCAACACAUGAGAACCCAUACUGGUGAAAAACCCUUCAAGUGUGACCAGUGUGGUUAUUCUGCAGCACUGAAAACCACUUUGGGCCAACAUCUAGCAAGUCACACUGAUUAUGAAGACCAACAAUACAUGUGUGAGGAGUGUGGCUAUGGGACAUAUCGGAAGUCCAGCAUGACCAAGCAUAUGAAACUCCAUGUUAAUUAAAAACUGCUGUGGCUACAGGACAG